AUGUCAAAUACAGUGGAGAAAAUCUGUGUGACUGUGGCCUCUGGAGAGUUUGCAGUUGGGGUUUUGGCCAAUGGCUUCAUUGGAAUGAUGAACUGUAUGGACUGGAUUAAGACCAGAAAAUUUUCCUACUUGAAUUUUAUGCUCAUUGGCUUAGCCAUCUCCAGAAUUGGUCUGUUAGGAGUCAUAGCAUCAUACAUCUUUUUAAUCUCAUUCUAUCCUUCAAUUACCUUCAGCGAAAUGAGAAACCUUCAUGUUAUGUGGAUUCUGGCCAACAAUUCCAGUGCCUGGUUCUCUGCUUGCCUCAAUGUCUUCUAUUUCCUGAAAAUCACCAACUUCUCCCAUCCCAUCUUCCUCUGGCUGAAGUGGAGGAUUGAUAGGGGAGUUCUCAGCAUGCUCCUAGGGUGUGGUUGUUUCUCCUUUCUCACUUCCCUUACUGUAAUAUUGAGUGAUACCUUCCAAAUUACUUGUCAUCAAGAAAACAAAAUAAACCUGACUCAGAAGAUCCAAGAAUAUAAAAGCCACAUCUGUCCCACCCUGAUCUUUUUAAAUAUGGGGGGGAUUAUCCCCUUUGCUCUUUCCAUGAUCUCCUGCUUGCUGCUAGUCUUGUCCCUAUGGAGGCACACCUGGCACAUGCAGCUCAAUGCCAUGACUUCUAGAGACCUCAGCAUGGAGGCUCAUGUGAGGGUCAUGAAAGCCAUGGUCUCCUUCCUCUUCUUUUUUGUUCUGUAUUAUGCAGGCAUGUUCUCAACAUUGUCAAAUUUCUCACUGAGAGAAAGGAAGCUGUCUAUACUGUUUACUUUGGUGGGUAUGGCUAUCUACCCCUUGGCCCACUCCAUUAUCCUCAUUAUGGCACACAAUAGACUGAGACUGGCUGUCCUGAGGAUGCUGUGGAAACUCAGGGUGUGCUUCAAGGGCUAA
This is a messenger RNA of Phascolarctos cinereus (koala), 918 nucleotides long. Its product is annotated as taste receptor type 2 member 7-like. Gene Ontology annotation, molecular function: G protein-coupled receptor activity; bitter taste receptor activity. The record is from RefSeq and is a predicted model, not a curated record. Lineage: Eukaryota; Metazoa; Chordata; Mammalia; Diprotodontia; Phascolarctidae. Gene Ontology annotation, cellular component: membrane. Gene Ontology annotation, biological process: G protein-coupled receptor signaling pathway; sensory perception of taste; detection of chemical stimulus involved in sensory perception of bitter taste.